This is a messenger RNA of Cuscuta campestris, 1049 nucleotides long. NCBI's taxonomy places the organism in Eukaryota, Viridiplantae, Streptophyta, Magnoliopsida, Solanales, Convolvulaceae. The record is from the annotation of a GenBank genome assembly.
UAUAUAGACAUGCAUGAUAGAGUAAUAAAAAAACUCUUGCAUUGAUCUACCAUUUCCAAUUUAAUGACUAAUCAAUGGUGUUUUGAUUGUAUCCACAUAUAUAAAGUUGGCCGCUAAGGGGAAGCACAAAGGGGAACAUAGUGAAAUCCUAAAGGAAUACCGCACCAAAGCCGAAUACUACAUGUGCGCCAAUCUGAACAUGAACAACUCAAGCAGCAGCAACGUGCGACGCACUCCGGGAGGCUUGUUGUACGUCCGUAGAUGGAACAAUCUGCAGUACGUCUCGUCUGCGGCCUUCCUCAUGACCGUGUACUCUGACCACCUCAGGUCAACCGAUGACACUCUUUCUUGUGACCGCGGGCCAGUGGGGCCCGACGAGCUCUUUGCAUUCGCAAAAUCACAGGUUGACUAUAUUCUCGGAAUGAAUCCAAUGGGUACGAGUUAUUUGGUCGGGUUUGGUCCCAAGUAUCCCCAACGGGUGCACCACAGGGCUGCAUCCAUUGUAUCAUACAAACACGAAAAGAACUUUAUCGGGUGCAUGCAGGGGUACUUCACUUACUUUGGUCGUCGGGAUCCGAACCCGAAUGUGGUUGUCGGGGCGGUUGUGGGCGGGCCGGAUAUGGACGACCAAUUUGAAGAUAGAAGGGGAAAUUACAUGCAAUCAGAGGCAUGCACUUACAAUACAGCAAGCCUUGUUGGACCAUUUGCCAGGCUCUAUUAUCUACAACAAGAACAUGAUAUCUCAACAAGUGAUUUACCUCUAAUUUCUACUGGGAGGUUGACAGUUAGUUAUAAAUAAGUAGUUCAUCACUUAACCACCCUCAUAGCCAUAGCAAUUUGGAACGUACCCGGUUCGAAUUGAAAAGAGAAACGUCUCUGGAGUGUUGAUAUAGGCCGGACUGCACGAACAACUUGGUGCAGAGGAUGCGAAUUACUUCCCGUUUUGUUGGGAGAGGAAAUAUGCAAUGGAAUCGAUUGGCGACCUCAUUAGUUGAGACUAUGGGCAAGGGCCGGCCAAUCCAAGAUUUGUAUAAACCGGACUUGAUUUG